UGUUACACUUCUCCAUCUUCCCCUUUGCUGCCCGUCAAGCGGCUGGAAGGAGACGCGAGGCAGCUGUCGCGGUUUUAACUGACAAAAGAUGGCCUGCGAAGUGUUUUCUUCCGCGUUUAAGAAGCAAAUCGCGACCACGAUCGAGCGCGAGGUACGAAGUGCAUCGCGGGCCGUAUUCACAAAAUGUUGCGACUACUUGGAUGGCGGAUUGCCUCCGCAAGCUGCGAAACUUCAGGAGAGUCUGGUGAAGACGGAAUCCGAGAUGGAAAGCCACUUCGCGUUUGUCAUCGAGGAGGAAAUGCUGGCAGCGGUGGAGGUGAUCGUGACCGAGUUUACGGAUCACGUCGAGGAAAAACUCGCGUUUCUUCAGUUCAACAUGUCGGAGAGAAAUAAAGAGAUUGCGGAUUUGAAACGGCAGCUGAGCGACAUUCAGGGCGACGUGAGCGCGGAGCGGAAAACUCCGUACCCUGCAGAAGCGGUGGCCACACGGACAGAAAAAGAGGAGGAUGAGUUUCUCUAUGCAGGCCCCCACAGUGCAUUGGAUCACUUGGAAGAUGAUUUCUGCAAAGUUAUCCAGGAGUCUUCAGGGCUAGUCAUAUCUAGAGUUGAAGGCGGAUUUUGUGGGCCAACUACAGAGCCUAUUGAAGAAAAGAGUGUGCAGCCAGGUACCUCUUAUCAAGGAGAUUAUCUUCAGGAUGUCAAAUCUGUCUAUAUUAGUAAAAGUUCUUGUAGCCAAGCCCAUGUCCACUCUGAAAUACCUGAUUCUACUGUGCCAGAGAGCAAUCAAAAGCCAGAGGUGACUGAAUUUGAUUGUGAACACUCCCGUCUUGUUUUGGAUCAGACACAGAUUCUGUGUAGGUCUCCGGUUUCAGUUUGUGACCCUCUACUGCCAACAUUAGAUAAAGAACACAGCACAUCUUUGUCUGCCCACUGUGUGAGCGAGAUUCCAGAAGAAGGCUUUGCUGUAGAAGAGGAGAGACAAGACACCAUGCUUACAGAUAACCAGCCUCAAUCAGUAGAUCUUCUUGAAGACUUGUCCGAUUUGGAUGAUUAUCCUGAAGGAGGUUUAGAAGAUCAGGAAGAUGAAUCCCUUGCUUUGGAACAUCAGGGUCAAACUGGAGAAUAUAAAGAGGGGUUGGCCUCACCUGAAAAAGAUGCUCACAAGCAUGGUCGCCAUUCUUUAUCAUUGCCUGGAGAAGCAUGUGCUGAGGACACACCAAAUCGGAAGAAACAGAGGGAAGCAGCAAUAGAAAAUGAAAGCGAGGACAAAUCAUGUAGUGUGCAGGAAGCCGAGUCAUCUCUGCACUGCAGCCCUCAGCCUAUAGUGAAGCUGACAAGAAUCGACGCUUCUCAGAAAGUUGAGGCUAAUGUGGUCCUGUAUCUCUGCAGAAUAUGUGGGAGACAAUUCAAGAAUAAAAUCAUUCUUCAAAUGCACCUGUUGAUUCAUGGUAAGAAGAGGCAAUAUGGUUGUUCCGAUUGUGAAAAAAAAUUUGUGUAUAAAACAUCACUUGAAGUACAUAAAAGGACUCACACUGGGAAGCAUUUAAAUGUCUGUAAUGAGUGUGGAAUGAAAUUCAUCAAGAUUAGUCAUUUACAGAGGCAUCAGAAAAUUCACACUGGUGAGAAACCUUUUAUUUGUGAUGAAUGUGGGAAGCAUUUCAGGGCCAAAGACAACCUAGUGCAGCACCAGAGGACUCAUAUCGUCAAGGUCACCAAACCAUACAGUUGUUCUGAAUGCGGGAAGAAGUUCAGUAGGGGAGAUAACCUUUUCCUUCACCAAAGAAUUCACACUGGAGACAAGCCGUUUGUUUGUGCUCUGUGUGAUAAAAGGUUCUUGUCGAGCACUCAUCUUUAUUCGCACAUAAGAAGUCACACUGGUGAAAAACCAUACCGCUGUCCAGAAUGUGGGAAAACCUUUUCAGGUGUAAGCAACCUGUAUAGACACCAGAUAACUCACAGAGAUGAAAGAGCAAAGCGCUUCACUUGUGGCGUAUGUGGGAAAGGCUUCAACAGGACUGAUUACCUACGCAGACACGAAAGGAUUCACUCUGGAGAGAAAUUAUUUCCUUGCCCCGAAUGUGGCAAGACAUUUGCUCAGAAAAGUAAUCUUGAAUCUCACAAAAGAACUCACACUGGAGAGAAGCCCUUUGCUUGCCCUCAGUGCGGCAGGAGAUUUUCACAGAAAACAAACCUGAAAACGCACUAUAAAGUUCACACUGGCGAAAGAUUUAAGAAAUAUAAAUAAGAAAACCAAGAAGAACCCAAACAUAUGAAACAGAGCAAGAAGGAACACAAACUGAUUUGAGAAAAGAUUCAAAGAUCGGAACCCACUACUGCUAAUAGUACUUCAGUGUUAAAAUCCAUUAACUGUUUUAGUGAUGAGCAGAAGCAUGUUAUAAGAGCUCAUUGCUCAGUAAAAUAAUGUGCGAUGCAGUACCAUCGAGAAUGAUUCUGGACUUCCUCACUUGGAAGAUAUUGUGGGGAAAACCCGUAAAUAACAAUUUGUCUUCAAGUAUUCUGUGACAUGUAAUUUGAAUAUAUUGUCUUGGCUAAACUA
Molecule: messenger RNA, 2557 nt
Organism: Polypterus senegalus (gray bichir)
Lineage: Eukaryota; Metazoa; Chordata; Cladistia; Polypteriformes; Polypteridae
Product: endothelial zinc finger protein induced by tumor necrosis factor alpha-like
Exons: 6
Coding region: 89-2245 (718 amino acids)
Biological process (GO): regulation of cytokine production; regulation of immune system process; negative regulation of transcription by RNA polymerase II
Molecular function (GO): DNA-binding transcription repressor activity, RNA polymerase II-specific
Source: RefSeq, a predicted model, not a curated record